Molecule: messenger RNA, 1660 nt
Organism: Liolophura sinensis
Lineage: Eukaryota; Metazoa; Mollusca; Polyplacophora; Chitonida; Chitonidae
Product: dol-P-Man:Man(7)GlcNAc(2)-PP-Dol alpha-1,6-mannosyltransferase-like
Exons: 10
Coding region: 59-1534 (491 amino acids)
Biological process (GO): protein N-linked glycosylation
Cellular component (GO): endoplasmic reticulum membrane
Molecular function (GO): alpha-1,6-mannosyltransferase activity
Source: RefSeq, a predicted model, not a curated record
UAUAUGGCGGCGCCCAUGUCAAUACCCACACUUUAAAACCGGCUAGCCAGGGAGAACCAUGGUGAUGGUCACUGGUCUGGACUUUGCAGUAUUAGUUGUGAUGCUGCUGCACCUGUUGGUGUGUCCAUACACAAAGGUAGAGGAGAGCUUUAACUUACAGGCUAUGCAUGACAUCCUUUAUCAUGGCUUUAGUCUCAGUCAGUAUGACCACUUGGAGUUCCCUGGUGUUGUGCCAAGAAGUUUUCUGGGGCCUUUUGUCAUAUCGACAGUCAGUGCUCCUCUGGUCUGGACUGCUAGGCUCUUUGGUGCAAGCAAAUUUUUCAGCCAAAUCGUUGUACGUGCUUGCCUUGGCUUUUAUGUCCUGAUGGGGUUUCGAGCAUUCUGCACAGCAAUUCAGUCUAAUUUUGGAAGGAGUGUGAAACGAUGGAUGCUGCUUUUGACUGUAACUCAGUUCCACUUACUCUUCUACAUGACGCGACCACUACCUAAUGUUAUGGCUUUGGGGCUAGUGUUUCUGGCACUGAGCUACUGGUUAAGGCAGAGAUAUGGUCGAUUUAUUUGGACGUCAGGCAUUGCCAUCAUCGUUUUCCGUGCAGAGCUAGCCCUGUUUCUAGGCCUGAUACUGUUCAUGGAGCUGAUGUACCACCGGGUUUCAAUAUUCACACUACUGAGAAACGUAUUUCCAGCUGGUGCUGUUGUUCUAGUCACAACAUUUUUGGUGGAUUCAAUUUUCUGGAAGCGCUGGUUGUGGCCUGAAGGGGAGGUGCUGUGGUUCAAUGUAGUUCUCAACAAAAGUGCAGACUAUGGCACAUCUCCGUUCCUCUGGUACUUUUACUCGGCAAUUCCCCGUGCACUGUCCUGUAGCACCUUGCUCAUUCCGGUUGGGUUUUACUUCGACAGAAGGCUGUUGACAUUGCUAUUCCCUGCCUUAGGGUUUGUUUUCCUCUAUUCCUUUCUUCCACAUAAAGAGCUGAGGUUCAUCAUUUACACCUUUCCAGUGCUCAACAUUGCAGCAUCUUGUGCUAUGUCCCGUAUUUGGCUGAACCGCUCAAAGACACCUCUUCAGUGGGUGACUGCUCAUCUCGUGGCAUGCCACCUGUUUGUUAAUGUAUUUAUUAGUGUGUGCUUCCUGUAUGUGUCAUCUCAUAACUAUCCUGGAGGAGUAGCCAUGCAUCGCCUACACGAGCUUGCUCAAAGUAACGCUCAUAGUAACUCUGAAAACAUAUCCGUUCACAUUGAUGUAUAUACGGCUCAGACAGGCGUCUCUCGAUUUACUCAGCUAGAAUCUUUAUGGCAGUACAACAAGACAGAAGAUCUGCCCCCUGGUGGAGAAGCCAUGAAACAGUUUUCCUGGCUCCUCAUUGGUGCAAAUUCUGAGAAGAGCAAGUCUGUCUUGCCUUAUUCUGCUACCCAUGAGGUUGUUGCCAAGGUUGAAGGUUAUAACAAACUUCAACUGGCAUGGACUUCAGUGCCGCCAUUUAAAGUUAUUACAGGGACAAAAAUCAUUAUCUUGAAAAAAAGGAAUAUAACUUAAUGUAUUAAAAAAAAAACUGCUGAUUGAUUUAAUAAUUUAUGAAACCAUUAGUCAUGUAGUGCCAUAAUAUAUUCUGUGGUGAAAUGAACAGUAAAAAAUAUGUCAAAGCCAGUUUUGUUUUGCAUU